ACGCAAUACAAAGGCGACGGGAGGUACCGCUAACGAACAACUUUGCUAGGUUUUAUCACAUCAGUGAGAGACGUGGAAAACAACGGAGGGGAUUGAUAAGUAACAUAGUCAUAAGUGUACAGCUUUCAUUAGCGGUGUUGCAACACCGUUGCACAUUAAAUCCUAACGAUUAGAUACGAAAUAAUACUGUCGCUUCUACAAACAAGCGUGUCACACAAUCACGGAACAGUGAGCGGCCUUUCAUUUGAAGCUGACCAGACUCCCAGAUGGAGGAGCUGCACCCCCACUGCCUGACAUGCGUGAACCGGAGGUGCAUGACGCGGCCGGAGCCGGGGUCCUCGUGCGACCUGAUGGGCUGCCCGCUGGUGUGCGGCGCCGUCUACCACUCCUGCAAGGCCGGCGAGCACCGGCUGCUCUGCCCGCUGGAGCGGGUGCCCUGCCUGAACAGCGGCUUCGGCUGCCCGUUCACACUGCCACGCGGGCGCCUGGCUGAACACCUGAGCAUCUGCCCGGCCAGCGUGGUGUGCUGCACCAUGGAGUGGAACCGCUGGCCGGUCAGCUAUGCGGACCACAAGUCUUACGAACACCUGAGCUGUGGAGGCGGUAGCGGCGGUGGCGGCAACGGCAACGCCGGCUUCGGCGGCAGCGAGGCGGAGCCCGUGGAGCAGCUGGACAUGGCGCUGGCGCUGCAGGACCAGCGCAUGCUGUUGGAGUCGCUCCGCGUCACCACCACCGUCACCAGAGCCACCAAAGACGAGGGCCAUCCCCAGCCGCUGAUCCAGAAACAGCCACUUCAGUACCACCACCAGCAGCAGCAACAACAACAACAGCAGCAGCAACUUCAACAACAACAACAACAACAACAACAACAACAACAGCAGACUCCGAGGCCUUCGUCGGUGGACCUGACGCGCGGACUUAUGGACAUGCAGCAGGAGUCGUACAGUGAGCUCUACAAGGCCUCAGUGGAGACCAGCCGGAGCCUGGCGGCGGCGCUGGACAUCUUGACCAGUGCCAACAAGGAGAUCGACCUGCUCAUGGACAGCUUGGCCGAGAAGGAACCACGCAAUGGCACACGACACUCUGCCGGAGAGGUCAACGGCGAGUGUCGGCGCGGCAGCAAGGAUGUAGAGAACGUGGAGAUGAAGGAAGGCGACUCGGACUCAGAAUGCGAACUGGGGGCAGUGGGAGGGGUGGACCUCAACCACGCCAACGGCAUGAGCUGGGAGAGCCAUAACGGCUUCGGCAAGGCCAUCGAGGUCAUCGUGGACGGAAGAGACAGCGACACAGAGGAGCGAGAGAUGCAGUGUGUCAAGUCCCGGAGGAAGGAGAAGCCCCUGUGUAAUGGAUUUCACCGCCCCGAGAGCAGAGGGGCACAUCACCACCGGCGGAGCCAGCACAGACUGCAGGGCAGCGGGCAGAACGGGUCCACCGACCACCAGCCAGAGGUGGUGCUCCACUCCAGGCCCGUGGUGGUGGUGGAGCCUGCCAUAGCUCACCACGCCACUUUCUCUGUCCCCUGCUUAUCACUGCCAGUGCAGAAGGCCCUCCCUCAUCCAGAACAGAGGGCCCUCCCCUUAACCAGUCACCGUGGGAUGGUUGAGGAGGUCGGGGAAGGGCUCUACAGGAAUGGGGAGGGACUGCAGCCACUGGUGGUGGUGGACGGGGACGAUCUUGCCCUGGAUUUGGAACAAGUGCUUCAGCCACUGGUGGCGGUCGAAGACGGGGCACUUCAGGAGGAUGAGGCCGAGCUCCCACCGCUAGUGGUGGGCGAGGAGCUGGAGGAUGUGGAGCUGCAGCCGUUGGUGGUGGAGGCGGCGGGCGAGGAGUUGGAGGCGGUGGCGGUGGGGCCGCCGGUGAAUGGGGAGGGGGCCGCCGGUGGGGACGGUGCUGACCGCUGGCUGGAGCGCAAGCUGCACAGCCUGCAGGUGCUCCAGGGCGUGUUCAACUUCAACGGGCGCCGAGCCGUGCCGUGCUACCGCCUCGGGUACCGCAGCAAGAUGGAGGACAAGGCGGUGGACACGCUGGACCUGGAGGUGUCGGAGGACCCCAUGGGCCUGCACGGCAUCGACCUGAUCACGGCGGCGCUGCUCUUCUGCCUGGGCGACUCGCCGAGCGGCCGCGGCAUCUCGGACAGCCGCUUCGUGGAUGGCUACCGCAUGGACUUCGGCACGCAGACCUUCUCCUUCCCGUCGGCCAUCCUGGCCACCAACACCAUGGUGGGCGACAUCGCCUCGGCGUCGGCCUGCGACCACGCCAGCCCGCAGCUGUCCAACCCGAGCCCGUUCCACACGUUGCGCCUGGACCUGGUGUUGGAGUGCGUGGCGCGCUACCAGACCAAGCAGCGCUCCAUGUUCACCUUCGUGUGCGGCCAGCUGUUCCGCCGCGACGAGUUCUCGUCGCACUUCAAGAACGUGCACGGUGACAUCCACGCCGGCCUCAACGGCUGGAUGGAGCAGCGCUGCCCGCUGGCCUACUACGGCUGCACGUACUCGCAGCGGCGCUUCUGCCCGUCCAUGCAGGGCUCGCGCAUCGUCCACGACCGUCACCUGGGCUCCUUUGGUGUGCAGUUCAACGUCCCCGCCCUGCCCUACCCCGCCACCACCGACCGCAUCGGCACCAAGCGCAAGACGUGCCAGUACGGGAACCAGUGCGACCACCUGAGCAUGUUGCCCUUCGAGGUCCUCCAGCACGUGGCCAGCUUCCUGGACGGCUUCAGCCUGUGCCAGCUGUCCCGCGUCUCACACACCAUGAGGGACGUGUGUGCUAGUCUGCUGCAGGGCAGGGGCAUGGUCGUGCUGCUCUGGCAGAAGGUUCGCCAGCCCAACGGCUCCAACUCCUGGCAGAUCAAAGACAAGGUGUGGCGGUUCAGCACAGCCUUCGGCACGGUGAACGAGUGGAAGUUUGCCAACAUCUCCAGCAUGGCCGACCACCUGAAGACGUGCAAGUUCAACAUGGUUGCCCGCCGCGAGGAGGCCAUCCCCCUUCCCUGCAUGUGCUUCACCCGUGAGCUGACCCGUGAGGGACGCUCACUCCGCUCCGUCCUCAAGCCAGUGUUAUAACACACGCACACACACACACACACAUACACACACAUAGAUUCAAACACUCCGGUUGAACUGUUGCAAAAAACACAUCAUGCAGAUGCAAACAAUAUCUUCUGAACUCUAGCAAAUGCAAAGAAUCAUGUGGUCAAAAUCAUGGACUUCUUCACGCUCACUCAAAGCAUCAAAGCCCAGCGCUGCUCCAUCGGUCAUCUUCCAAGUUAUUCUCGUGUCAUCAUGAUUCUUUUUUUCUCUUCCCAGCACAGAACUCAGACUGUGGGCUGCAGCAGAUUGUUAUGAACUUUUUUCUGACACUCUGCGGAUGUGUAAAUAAAACAUAGCCGUUUUUGAGGUUUUAAAAAAAAAAAAAAAUUAUAUUUUUUCUAAGGAAAAUACUGUGCCGACUCGGAAGAAUAAAUGGGUAAUACAACAAUAAAUGAAGUAGAAAGCAGAGCCUUAAUGGAGAGAGAGAGAGAAAAAAAGAAAACACUUGAUUUUGAGCUGGGCAGAAACCUUUAAUAAUAACUCUGCCAUGCCGAAUUAUUACUGUAAUGUUUUAUACUCUUGCAUGGUGUGAUUAAAACACAUGUAGCAGCCGCCUCUAUUAAGAUUGAUACGUGCUUGUGUUGAGACGCACGCACCCUCAAUCUGAAAAGCUCAUGGAUUUUUAAGUUUGAUUAUUUCGAUUCUUUUUCAGAAGGAAACUAUAAUGUCCAAAGGCAGUGUUGUGUUGUGGACUCGUUGGUCAAGUUGGACUUUAUGUGUGGACUGGCUAAACAUCAGGAAGUCAUGUCUGUUUUUCUUUCUUUUUUAAGAUUAUAUAUUAUCGUUAGUGUGCUGUAGAUCUGUUUUAUUUUGUGUCUGCCUGAUGGAUAUUUUUUUUUGUGGUCCUGUGGUGUUUUGGAACCCCAACAGUUCUUGUGUCUUGACUUGAAGUACACAGUUGAUACAGUUUAGAGGCGAGAGAAUCACCUAGCACUUUACUGGAUUUUUCGAUAUGAAGUUUACCGUUAUUAUUUUGUUUUUGUUUUGUUUGUUUUUGUGACUCCAGCAUCAGCUUGUGUGGUGGUGAGCACUGAGAAAGCCCCACCCCCCCAAACUCUUCUCCCCUUAGCUCUCUGCUCUGUCUGUGCCUACAGUUUAUCUAACAACACCUUCAAACUACAUAUUGUCCCCGUCAUGCCCCCCAUUUUCUGUCUACCAGCUGAUGUUGAUACAAAGUGGCCCUGUCAGGACUAGCAACCUUUUUGUCUUCCACUGACUACUCCAAGACCACCGACCUUCUGCGGUAAGCAGUCUUCAGUAUUCCACCGUGGUGUCAACAACAACUAGUGCUUUUGACUCCCCAACAGAGAGGCAGUCAGAGGACGGCUCUUAAGGGAGUAGAGGACCCAGACGAGACUCAAGGCUAUAGAGCCUGCUGGGUGUCUGCCCCAGACCAGCACACUAGUGAGGCCAAGUCUUUAGACACUCUGCUCCAGACCAGCACACUAGUGAGGCCAAGUCUUCAGACGCUCUGCUCCAGAUUAGCAGACUAGAAAGGCCAUGUAGUCUUCAGGUGUUCUGCUCCAGACUAGCAGACUAGUAAAGCUAUGUAGUCAGGAGUUGUUAGCCAGAUUAACUUCAGAUAUCUGAGGGACUGUGUAUGUCUCUCUGACCUGCUCACUGUUAAACCAUUCCAGAGUUUUAACCCUGUGUUGAAAGCCAAACGGUAGCACUGAAAGGGCUUCACAUUAUCUGGGCAUAGUCACUUAGAGGAGCGAAUGUACAAGAGAGGUCAAUGUAGGGUUUUUUUUUUUAGGGGGACGGGCAGGAUGAGUAUCACGUAUGUUGGGUGUUUGAUUUUGGCUUUUGGGUAAAGGUGACAGAUUACGGUCAUCGCCAGGGUUUGGUAACAGAUGGCGGUUGUUGUUAGGUCAAUGCUCAGGGUUAAGAGUUCAGUAGUGUGGUUGGAGUGGGCUUGCUGUUCUGUUCUUCUCUGUCUCUGUGUAUCUCUGUGUCCCUCUCUCUCUGACGCCAGAUGGGUGGCCACUGAUCCACAGCCUUUAAAGUGUCUUCAGGGUACUAGACUUGUUUAAUGCAUGUUGACACAUGUGUGGUUUAAUAAAAAACUAUUUGCAAUCUUUUUACAUUG
Messenger RNA from Alosa alosa (allis shad), 5178 nucleotides. RefSeq names its product F-box protein 30a (gene fbxo30a). Gene Ontology annotation, molecular function: ubiquitin protein ligase activity; zinc ion binding; protein binding. The transcript is spliced from 3 exons. NCBI's taxonomy places the organism in Eukaryota, Metazoa, Chordata, Actinopteri, Clupeiformes, Clupeidae. The record is from RefSeq and is a predicted model, not a curated record. The coding region runs from base 267 to 3062 and encodes 931 amino acids.